AUGUCAAAUCUCGGACCUUUGACGACGACGUUUACACCGGCGUCCGGGUGCAAUUCUAUUCUUUCGGGGAUUGUAUACACGCAGACUUUACAGGAUGGCAACACGACUACUCACAAGUACCAUAGUCUAGGGCCCAGUGCCACGUCCGAAUGCUACCCACCAGGCUUUGAACCGGCGUCUGGUUUUUACUCCCCUGGGAUCUGCCCGUCUGGUUGGUGGUCGGCGUGCGGAACGCUCGACGCUAUCGCAACUCUUACCGAGACCAGAGCGACAUGUUGUCCGCUAGGAUAUGUAUGCAUACAGAAGCCAGAUCCAACUGAGACGUGGUCGACCUUGUCCUGUUCAUCGUCUGCUAUUUCAUCUGUCUCCGUGACAGUCCCAGACCUGUCCAAUCAGCUAAGCAAAGUUACUGUACUAAGUGGGAUCAUCAUACAUGCUGCAGCGAUCAACGUACGAUGGCAGAGGAGCGAUUUUAUAGCUUCUCGCACGGACACAUCGACUUCUUCUUCGGCGACUUCGUCAAUAUCAUCCUCUCUUUCUCAAACCCCCACACCAAGUGGUACUGAUACAGAUAACGAGGAUACAGAAACGGGACUUUCCUUGAGCGCGAAGAUAGGCAUCGGUGUAGGUGUAGGACUGGGAGGGUUACUCCUAAUUUCAAUCGCGAUUGGUAUCUGGUUGUGGAAGAUAAAUCAUCCCAAGGAGAAACAGCAGCAAGGUAAUAUGACCAUUAGCGACCUGACAAAUCCUGGGGCUCAGAAAACACCGGCAGAGUUGUGGGAGCAGUACCAGCAAGAGAUGCAGACUACGAGUAAUACGCACGAAAUGGUCACGGAUAAUAAUCGACAUGAGAUCACGGGUACUUCUAGGCCGGCUGAGCUGCCCCACGAGAAUUGGAGGUAG
Messenger RNA from Daldinia childiae, 903 nucleotides. RefSeq lists its product as uncharacterized. The record is from RefSeq and is a predicted model, not a curated record. The transcript has 2 exons. Bases 1 to 903 code for a protein of 300 amino acids. NCBI's taxonomy places the organism in Eukaryota, Fungi, Ascomycota, Sordariomycetes, Xylariales, Hypoxylaceae.